This is a messenger RNA of Candidula unifasciata, 1527 nucleotides long. The record is from the annotation of a GenBank genome assembly. Lineage: Eukaryota; Metazoa; Mollusca; Gastropoda; Stylommatophora; Geomitridae.
AUGACGUACACGUCGCUUACACGGCGCCAUGUUCUGACUUGUUUGGGUAUUUUGUUUCUGAAUCUUCCAAAUGGAAUACCGUGGCUAUAUGGAAAUCUAAUUACAUACAUCAGCUCUUACAUAAUGGCCAGACGAGGAACAGAUGGCUUCGACCUCAAUCCCACCUGGCCUCUAACUCUCUACAGCAUUACCUACAGCGUCGGCUUGGCCACGCCUGGCCUCCUGGUCAAGUGGCUCGGACUGCGAAUGACCACAGUAUGUAUUGUUCUCUUUCUGGACCUGGCAAUAUUUAUCAGUUACUUCACAUCACAGUAUUCUAUCGGCAUGCUGGCCCUAACCCUGGGAGUUCUGGGCGGGCUGGCCAUCGGUGGAGUGGCCUGUGUGUCGCUCUACUACAUGUGUGGAUGGUUUCCGCAGCAUAUUGGACGCGCAUGCGCCUUUUCAUCCUGUUCAGUCAGUGGAGGCAGCAUUUUCACCAACAUCCUGCUGACGGUGUACAUUAACCCGGACAAUCUGCAACCCGACGUGAUCACCAGCACGGCUUCUUACUUCUCCCAGGAUGACUUGCUAGACAGAGUGCCACGGGUCUUUCUGGUCUUCGGAGCCAUGUCCACUGCCACCCAUCUCCUUGGGUGUUUGCUGCUUCAGCCUCCACCUGCUUAUGACAGACUAUCAAUGGAGAGGAAAAGCAGUGAGCCGCACGCUAGUUCUGAACUUGUGGACAUAAACUCCCAGGAUAGUAAAUAUCCAAUAGCGAAUUGUGCACAGAAGUUAUAUACGACUGAUAACGGGAAUGCGGAUUCAAAACCGCCUUCUACUUAUUCAGAGCAAGAGCAUUGUUCACCGCAUAAUGAUUAUCCAGUUUCACACGUCAACAACACAAACGGGCUGUGUUCACCGCAGAGCAGCGACCCAUUGUCACCCGUCCUGCAUUUAGAAGACGUAUUGCCUUUGCAAGUGUUACAAGAUAGGAACUUCUACCUGUUGUGGUUCGCAGUCGGGGUGUUCAUGUACGGGCUUUUGAUGGUCAGCAAUUUCUACAAACAGUACGGGCAAAGUCUCGUCUUUGAUGACAACUUCUUUGCCCUUGUUGCAUCGUUGAUUUCCCUUGGCAGUAUUGGAGGCCGCCUUUUGUCAGGCUAUAUCUUGGAUAAAUUUGAUUUAAAAGAUAAUAUUAUCAUUUAUUUGGCUCUCAACACCAUCUUGUGCAUCUUUUGGUUCCAUUCCCUUCAUUUACAUCGUGUGCUCUACCUGAUCUUCUCUGUGCUCCUUAUUUCCGAGUGCAACAUGGCCUUCGUGCUGGCUCCCUACGCGGCGCUGAAGUUGUAUGGAGCCACUAACCUCAGCGUCAACACUAGUCUCAUCUUCAGCUCCAAUGUAGUAGUCAGUCUCCUGAUGCCGAUUAUCAGUCCGUCGGUACUUGGUCGGUUUGGGUGGUUCUGGCUGUUUCAAACAGACGCCAUCUCAAGUUUUCUCGUGUUUGUUUCUGUUAUUGUUUUCUUACGCGUGAAACCACGGGCAAAGUAA